AUGGAAAAGAAAGUCAUUGUCGUCUUAGGAGUGACUGGAAUUCAGCUCAUCGUCUACAUGCAGGGUGGCUCAGUUGCCGAGUUGUUCCGCACCCUCCCCGAUUGGACUGUCCGUGGCGUGACCCGAGACACCUCCACUCCCAAAGCUGCCGCUCUCCGCGACCAGGGCAUUGAAGUCGUGGCCGGCGAUUUCGACGACUUCGCCUCGCUCUCCAAUGCCUUCCGGGGUGCAACCGCCAUUUUUGCGGUCACCGACUUCUGGACCCCGUUCUACAACCCGGCCACAAAGGCGCUACUCGCCCCAGGACAGACGAUCAACGAGUACUGCUACGAAUUGGAGCUGCAGCGUGCGAUGAACAUUGCCAAAGCAGCGGCUGAGAAUCUCGGCACUGUUGAGCGGUUCAUCUUUUCGUCGCUGUCCCACGCGAAGGAAUUGAGUAACGGCAAGUACACUUGGGUCUAUCAUUUCGACUCGAAGGCCGAGGCCGCGAGGAGGAUCAAGCAAGAGUUCCCUGAGCUCGCUGCCCGGAUGUCUCUUCUGCAGGUGGGGCUUUACGCAACCAACUGGAAGGCCGGGAUGGGCGCCUUCCGCAAGCAAGCGGACGGUACCUUCGGGCUUUUCGCGAACAGCAGUGGCAACACACCCAUUCCCAUGGUAGUGCCACACAAGGACACGGGCAGCUUCGUGCACGCCCUUGUCCGCAGCCCACCCGGGUUGACUCUUCUCGGAUUUGGCCAGAUGCUGAGCUGGAGGGAGUAUGCGGCGCUCUGGUCUCGCAUUCUUGGGGUGGAAGCGACCUACCACGAAGUCCCCACGGCCGACCUGGCAAAGGAACUUCCUGAAGGCUUGGAGAGGGAGCUUCCUGAAAUGGCCUUGUACAUGGAAGAGUUUGGCUAUGAUGGCGGUGAUCCGAGCAUCAUCCAUCCAACGGAUCUGCCAGUGGAAUGUCCGACGACCAGCAUUGAAGACUACAUCAAGCACGAGGACUGGUCGCCCAUUCUCAAGUCAUAG
This is a messenger RNA of Lasiodiplodia theobromae, 1011 nucleotides long. Its product is annotated as nmrA-like family protein. The record is from RefSeq and is a predicted model, not a curated record. The coding region runs from base 1 to 1011 and encodes 336 amino acids. NCBI's taxonomy places the organism in Eukaryota, Fungi, Ascomycota, Dothideomycetes, Botryosphaeriales, Botryosphaeriaceae. The transcript is spliced from 3 exons.